This is a messenger RNA of Lolium rigidum, 1982 nucleotides long. RefSeq names its product beta-fructofuranosidase, insoluble isoenzyme 4-like. NCBI's taxonomy places the organism in Eukaryota, Viridiplantae, Streptophyta, Magnoliopsida, Poales, Poaceae. The transcript is spliced from 7 exons. The coding region runs from base 43 to 1785 and encodes 580 amino acids. Gene Ontology annotation, biological process: carbohydrate metabolic process. The record is from RefSeq and is a predicted model, not a curated record. Gene Ontology annotation, molecular function: hydrolase activity, hydrolyzing O-glycosyl compounds.
CUCAUCUCACAACGCACCUAUCUCCUUCAGCUCCUGCCCUCCAUGGCCCAUGCUUGGGCCUUCUUCCUCCUUGCCCUCUUUUCCUUCUCCUCCUGUGUGUCCAAGCUCUUCAUCUGCAGCAGGAAUGGCGAGGGAUCCUUCCUCUGUACACGGUCUCAGGAAGUCCCCUCCAUUGCCAGCAAGAGGUACAGGACUGCCUACCACUUCCAGUCUCCCAAGAACUGGAUCAAUGAUCCAUGUGGACCCAUGUACUACAAUGGCAUCUACCAUGAAUUCUACCAGUAUAACCCCGGUGGUACCAUCGCGGAUAACAUAGUUUGGGGCCAUUCAGUUUCAACCGACCUCGUCAACUGGAUCCAGCUUGAACCCGCAAUAGUACGGGAUACCCCAUAUGACAUAGAUGGUUGCUGGACCGGCUCAAUCACAAUUCUACCUGGUGAUCAGCCUGUCAUCAUAUACACCGGUCGUGACUCGAAGGAUCAUCAGAGCCAAAACAUUGUGCUCCCCAAAAAUCGAUCUGACCCAUACCUGAGGGAAUGGGCCAAAGCUGACAAUAACCCGAGGAUCCUACCAGUCGGACCAGACUUGAACUCGACCCAGUUCAGGGAUCCGACAACCGGUUGGAUCGGACCGGAUGGACUAUGGAGAAUAGCAAUUGGUGCUGAGCUGAAUGGUUACGGUGCCGCACUGUUGUACAAGAGUGAAGACUUUCUGAAUUGGACUAGAGUUGAUCACCCACUGUAUUCAGACAAUGCUCCCUCAAUGUGGGAGUGCCCAGAUUUCUUCGCGGUAUUGCCAGGCAAUAACAGUGGACUGGACCUGUCUGCGGCGAUCCCGAAAGACGCCAAACAUGUCCUGAAGAUGAGCGUGGAUUACUCUGACAAGUACAUGAUUGGGAUUUAUGAUCUCAAACGUGAUGCCUUUGUUCCGGAUGUUGUCCUAGAUGACCGUCGGCUGUGGUUGAGGAUCGAUUACGGCACUUUCUAUGCUUCAAAAUCCUUCUUCGACUCGAAAAAAGACAGGAGGAUCAUAUGGGGAUGGUCCAACGAGACAGAUAGUGUUCCAGAUGAUAAGGCAAAAGGAUGGGCAGGUAUCCAUGCAAUCCCCAGGACAAUUUGGUUAGACAGCGAUGGCAAACAGUUGCUGCAAUGGCCGAUUGAUGAGAUUGAGUCCCUUCGAAGAGAUGAAAUCAACCAUCAAGGACUAGAGCUGAAGAACGGAGACCUAUUUGAGAUUAAGGGAAUUGACACUUUGCAGGCUGAUGUUGAAGUAGAUUUUGAGCUGACGUCCAUCGACAGCGCCGAUCCUUUUGAUCCUUCCUGGCUUUUGGAUGUCGAGAGGCAUUGCCGGGAAGCAGGUGCAUCGGUUCAAGGUGGCAUAGGGCCAUUUGGACUUGUUGUCCUGGCCUCUGACAACAUGGAGGAGCACAUUGCUGUGCACUUCAGAGUUUACAAAUCACAGAAAAGCCACAUGAUCCUCAUGUGCUCUGAUCUAAGAAGGUCUUCUCUGAGAUCAGGACUGUACACACCAGCCUAUGGAGGCUUCUUUGAAUUUGACCUUGAAAAGGAAAGGAAGAUAUCUCUCAGAACUCUGAUUGACCGGUCGGCGGUGGAGAGCUUUGGUGGCGGUGGUAGGGUCUGCAUAACAGCCAGGAUUUAUCCAGUGGCACUUGUCGAUGGCAGGGUCCACAUGUAUGCCUUCAACAAUGGAAGUACCACGGUCAGGGUGCCACAACUCAGGGCAUGGAGCAUGAUGACAGCACAAGUGAAUGUGAAUAAGGGUUGAAGUGAUGGUUAACACAGAAGAGCAGUUUCAUUUUCUUAAUUAGCGUACUCUCAUUCAGGAGCACUCCUUGGUACAAUUGAAAGGAAAUUCGACACGAAGUAGUAGGUCAUUUCUCGAUCUCAAGUAUUAAUACAUUAUUUGGUAGAAACGAAGGAGGUAGUAAUAACAUCUAGUGACUCAGAGUACUUCAAAUAAUA